Molecule: messenger RNA, 3794 nt
Organism: Heteronotia binoei (common prickly gecko)
Lineage: Eukaryota; Metazoa; Chordata; Lepidosauria; Squamata; Gekkonidae
Gene: DLAT
Product: dihydrolipoamide S-acetyltransferase
Exons: 15
Coding region: 1-2085 (694 amino acids)
Biological process (GO): pyruvate decarboxylation to acetyl-CoA
Cellular component (GO): pyruvate dehydrogenase complex
Molecular function (GO): dihydrolipoyllysine-residue acetyltransferase activity
Source: RefSeq, a predicted model, not a curated record
AUGCAGACUUCAUCAAGCAACACAAAGAGGAAGCCGUGUAAGGACCAGGAGCAAAAGCAAAAGCUCACGGCCAAAAUUGCUUGUCGCGCGCGCCCCCUGUGCCGUCCGGCGCUGCCCGCACGGGAGAAGGGGGAGGUCACGCUCUCGCUCGCUCUCCCUCGCCGGCCGGGCGGCUCCUCCUCCUCCUCCUCCUCGCGGGCCGGGAUGUGGCGCGUGCUGGCGCGGCGCGUGGCCGCGUGGGGUGCGAGCGCCUCGGGGCGGCGCCGGGGCCGCGCCUGGCGGGGCUUGGCGGGGUGGGGGCAGCAGGGCCUCGCCCGCCCCUCCCGGUGGCCCCUCCCCGCGCCGCUGCCCCUCCGCAGCCCCCCCGCCCGCGCCUGGUGCAGCCACCCCCCGCACCAGAAGGUGCCUUUGCCCGCUCUCUCUCCGACCAUGCAGAUGGGAACGAUCGCCCGCUGGGAGAAAAAAGAAGGGGACAAGAUCAACGAGGGAGAUCUCAUAGCUGAGGUGGAGACAGACAAAGCGACAGUGGGGUUUGAGAGCCUUGAAGAGUGCUACCUGGCCAAGAUCCUGGUGCCAGAAGGAACACGGGACGUUCCCAUUGGAGCCGUCAUAUGCAUCACGGUGGACAAGCCAGAGCUUAUUGAUGCCUUCAAGAAUUUCGCCUUAGAUCCUGCAGCCCCCACAGCCUCAGUGCCUCCCCCUCCAGCAGCGGCAGCAGCUCCCCCUCCAGCAGCAGCGGCUCCCCCCACGCCACCACCAGCUCAGGCUCCGGGCAGCUCCUAUCCUCCCCACAUGCAGAUCGCUCUCCCCGCCCUUUCGCCAACCAUGACGAUGGGCACCGUUCAGAGAUGGGAGAAGAAGGUCGGCGAGAAGCUGAGCGAAGGAGACUUGUUGGCAGAAAUCGAGACUGACAAAGCAACGAUAGGCUUCGAAGUACAAGAAGAAGGCUAUCUGGCCAAAAUCUUGGUGGAGGAAGGAACGAGGGACGUCCCUUUGGGGACUCCGCUCUGUAUCAUCGUGGAGAAGGAGUCGGACAUCCCAGCGUUCGCUGACUACAGGGAUGCCGGAGUGGCUGACGUCAAACCCCCAACCCCAGGGCUGCCACCGAGCCCGGUGACAGCUCCUCCUUCACAGCCACCGUCCCCGUCGGCAGCCCCUGCUUCAGUUAAACUGAGCAUGCCCAAAGGCAGGGCGGUAGUCAGCCCGCUGGCAAAGAAGCUGGCGGCAGAGAGAGGAAUCGAUCUUUCCCAACUGAAAGGCACGGGACCAGAUGGGCGGAUCACAAAGAAAGACGUAGAAUCGUUUGUGCCAUCCAAGGUUGCCCCGGUCCGGGCACCCGAAGCAGCUCCCGUGGCUGCCCCGGUGGCAGCUCCUGCAGCAGCCCUUCCCACAGGCGCCUUCACAGAUGUCCCCAUCAGCAACAUCCGCAAGGUGAUCGCUCAGCGCUUGAUGCAGUCCAAGCAAACGAUACCUCAUUACUACCUCUCAAUUGAUAUAGACAUGGGAGAAAUACUGGUGCUAAGGAAAGAGCUCAACCAGGAGACGCCGGAGAAGGUUAAACUCUCUGUCAACGACUUCAUCAUUAAGGCUUCGGCGCUGGCUUGCAUGAAGGUGCCUGAAGCGAAUUCCUCUUGGCUGGACACGGUCAUUAGGCAGAAUCACGUGGUCGACGUCAGCGUCGCAGUCAGCACCCCGGUGGGGCUCAUAACUCCAAUUGUGUUCAACGCCCACAUCAAGGGACUGGCUGCCAUUAAUCAAGAUGUCGUCGCGUUGGCAGCCAAAGCCCGGGAGGGCAAGCUCCAGCCACAUGAAUUUCAGGGUGGAACUUUCACGGUCUCAAAUUUAGGGAUGUACGGCAUCAAGAACUUCUCCGCCAUCAUCAAUCCACCACAGGCUUGCAUUUUAGCGGUCGGCGCUUCUGAGAAACGGCUGGUGCCAGCAGAUAACGAAAAGGGGUUUGACGUGGCCAGCAUGAUGUCCGUGACCCUGAGCUGUGACCACCGCGUCGUGGACGGGGCCGUCGGAGCCCAGUGGCUCGCCGAGUUCAAGAAGUUCCUGGAGAAGCCGAACACCAUGUUGCUAUAAUUCCCCCUCUCCAAGCCAUCGGGACUGAUUUGGUCACAUCACUUCAUUCUAAAGAAAGCUAUUUAUAUAUCUAGCAUUUAGACUUUUAAACCAAAUGUUCCUUUCUUUAUUUUUUAAACAAAUAUAUAUAUAUAUAUGUAUAUAUAUAUACACAUACGGUUGCUGGUGAUUUUUAUUGCCAGCUGUACAGAUUUACUAGUUUGCACACACUUUCCAGAAGCGAGUACAACUAUGCUGUAUUUUGUACAGCGGAUGAGUUUGCAGACUUUUCCCCGUUACAGCGCACCGGCUGCACAAAAAUCAUGUGAGGAGCGUGUGCUUUCUAAUCAAAGGAACAAAGGCCCAGCCCGGCCCAGUGAUCCCGCGGCCUCUUUUGAGUUCUCAAAAGCAAGCGAGGUGGAUCUCAAAAAAGCUUUAAAAAGAACAAGGAGAUGCCUGAAAGGGGGGUGAUGGGUGAAGAAGUUGCCAAUCGAGCACGGGUAGUGGACCCUGCCUGGCCUUUCUGCUCUCCUGUCCUCUAGACUAGCAGAUAUUUAGGGAGGGCUGGAGCAGAAGAGGCCUCCUGUUGGUCCACAUUCCAGUUUAACUUUGGGAAUUCAACCUUUGUUUAGGUUUUUCUAGUCGAAGGAACCCUUUCAAAGCGCUUUAAUGCAAAAGGGAAUGAAUUGUACCGUCUACACUUUUUACUGCAAAAAUUUCAUUUGAACCGUUUCUGAAAGUCUGUCCCAUCUGGAGAACUUUCAAACUUCUACUCUUUUUUCCCCCAUCCAGUCCUUCAUUAAGUUCAGAAGAUGCUGUUUUACUCUUAAGCAAGAGAUGCAGUUCAGGGGAAUGGUGCAAUUCCAAAUAAGUGGUGUCACUUAUAUUCCCGCAUUUGGAUCUUCCCCCUCCCCCCAGGCAAGGUAAGAGAGGAAGUUCUGAUGGGUGUCGAGACUGAAGUCAGUACUGCAGGGCUCCCAUCUGGGCCGCUGACAUGAAUGUAAGGUCACAGGUCCUCUUGUUUAAAUCCACGACUGUGCUGCGGAGAAGCUCCUGGUUGGUUGGUUCUCAAUUGGCUGUAAUCCAGAGAAUGUUAGGUGUGCUCGUCUUCCUUUGAAAUGUCUGGGAUAAGUUCAGUGGUGGCCGAAGUCCCAGCUCCAGUUGGGGCCGCUCUCAUUCUGGAGACCAGAGAUGCUGCCGGGCCCUUUGGAAGCAGCAGAAUUUCUUUGGCCAUGUAAAUAGUGUAAAAAAAAAAAAUAUGGAGUGGCGAACAAUUAUUUCCUUUCCAGCUUGUGCCCAAAGGCAUCUAUCCCGGUGUCCUGUAGUGGGGGAAGGAUGUACAAGUGGGAAAUGCUCCCUUGGUUUGCGUUCCGAAAGAGGAUCAUGUGUAGCUGCCGAGUGACAUGACUUGGGGAGCGUAAACCGACCCUGGAAUUGUUCUGUACCAUCCUCUCAGUGCAUUAAGUAUUGUCUCUUGUAAAGUUGUGCUCCCAGAUCCACUAAAUAUUCAGAAAGCGGUUAUACUGUGGAGAUAAAAAAAAAUAUUUUUGUGAGACCACCUUAACAAUGUCGGGUGGUUUUUUUUUCCUUCCUGAUUUUGGUUGAAGUUAUGCCUAAAAUCCUUCAAUAAAGAAGCAGGUUGCACUAAAAAAUGAAUUUUAAAAAAAAUGUCCUUCGUUCCGAACGUGGCUUUUGUGUUCCAUUAAACGUUUGGAAUUGAUCAGCCUGCU